This is a messenger RNA of Linum tenue, 1665 nucleotides long. The record is from the annotation of a GenBank genome assembly. NCBI's taxonomy places the organism in Eukaryota, Viridiplantae, Streptophyta, Magnoliopsida, Malpighiales, Linaceae.
AUGUGUGUGAAAAUGUCGGUAUUGAAGUUGCUGUCCAACAAACAGUUCAUCACCAGAGACCACCGGAAAGAGUGCUCCGACGUUGACGUCGUAGAGUACGUUGGCGACCCGCGCGAUUUCGGGAUGGUCGACCUCGACUCCCGCAGCUGGGGCCAUUCGUCCGUCGUCGGCCCUUCCCCCGAGGCGAAGUUCGAGGCGCUGGAGGUGUUCGGCGUCACGAUCGGCGGCGAGCAAUUGAAGGAGCUGGUGGAGGACUUGAAGGUCGGCUGUAGUAAGGACGGCAGGGCAUCGCUUUGUCUGGCGGUCAACCGUCAGGGUCUUUGUUUCGUGGCUGUGAAUACGGUGAAAGGACUCAGGGGGUUGAGAGUCAACGACCACUUCGGCUGGUCCAAGUACGGGGUGGUGCCAGAAAUCGGUAGCGACGACGUGUGGAGCGUAUGUGACAUGGGAAACGGCGGCGUUUUGAUGGGGCCUCCGACCUUGGACGGAAGCAGCGGUAAAGAUGGUGAAGAUGGCAAGUUUUGUGGUGUGUGGAAGAAGGUGGUGGAGGAGAAGGAGAAGGUGAUGGAGAAGACGGAGGCGCUGCUGAGGAAGUCGAUUGAAGAGAAGGAACAGGAGGCGGCUUCUCUCAAGGCUGCCCUAAACGCCCUUACUAUUGUUCCACUAACCGACUCCACCGCGUUGUUAAACCCACCGACGACGGCGACGGCAGAUUCCUUGAAAUGGCAUCAUCAAUUGCAGUACAAUUUCCAUCAGCAGCGACAGGAGGAGGGUUCCUUCGGCGGCAAUUACAUGGGCUGCGUUUUGAACAGGUUUCACGGCGGCGGCGGCGAGGAUGGUGGGUUAGGGGAAGUGGUGGAGAUGAGCCGGAGCCCUUCUUCUUCCGUUAAAUUGAAACCCGACCCGGGUUUCUGCUGGCCCAAUUUGGUUCCGAUUGGGAAUCAUGUGAAAAGUUCGCUAACGGCAACCGAGUCGUCCUCGCCGCCAGUGAUGGAGACGCCGACUACGGUGGAGAUAAUAUCCACCUCAGGUAACAUAAGAACAAAAAUAAUGUCGGUCUUUAGCUUGACGUCCGACUACCAGUUCAUCCGAGCAAAAGAAGGCUCCCCGGUAAUUUCAGUCUACACGUUCCUCGACGACCUGAAAGAUUUCGGCUUCAUAUUCCGGCGGAGUAGCAAGCAGCAGCCCAGGCUGUCCACUUCGACCCGCGUGGGACCCACCGCGCCCAAGUUCAAGGAGCUGGAGGUGCUCGGGGUGACCAUCGGCGGCGACCGACUGAAGGAGCUGAUCGGAGAUCUCAUCUUACCGAAAGAAAGCCACUAUCUGAUGGUCAACCGUCAGGGUCUCUGUCUCCUGCACGCCGGCGGUCCCUCCAUCGCCUGGCUGAGGCUCAACGAUCGGUUCGGUUGGUCCAAGUACGGGGUCAGACCGGCAAUCGAAACCGGUACGAUAUGGAGCGUGUGGGACAUGAGCAGCGGCGCCGUUUUGGUGGCGCCUCCACUAGGCCGCCGCGGCGGCGAGGACACGUGGGAGAAGGUGGUGGAGGAGAAGGAGAAGGAGAUGGAGGAGAAGGAAUCCUUGCUGAGGAAGACGCUUGAAGAGAAGGAGAAGGAGGUUGUUUCUCUCAGGGCUGCCUUGAAUGCACUCACCACCACCCAAAAUUGA